Messenger RNA from Stylonychia lemnae, 1338 nucleotides. The record is from the annotation of a GenBank genome assembly. Lineage: Eukaryota; Ciliophora; Spirotrichea; Sporadotrichida; Oxytrichidae.
AUGCCAAAUCAAUCUAUCAAUGGGGAUAACAGAAGUUAACCAAUUUUUAACUGUAGUGAUGAAUGGAAUCUUGAGGGAGGCAAGAGUUACUUCUUCACAAGAAACAACUCAACCUUAGUAGCAUUUAUUGCUGGCAGUCAAGCCCCUGCAAAUGGAGUCUCAUUGUUUAAGAUUAUUGGUUGCCACACUGAUUCACCUGUGCUUAAACUUGCCCCAGUCUCAAAACUCAACGAUAGAGCUGGUUUCUAGUAAUUAGGAGUACUUUUAUACGGAGGAGGUCUAUGGCACACUUGGUUUGACAGAGAUCUUACUCUCGCUGGAAAGAUCAUUGUCAAUGAAGACGGAAAGCUUGUUAGCAAGUACUGGAGAGCUAAUGAGCCAAUUCUGAAGGUACCCAACCUUGCUAUUCACUUAACUGACAGAACUGGCAAAUUUGAGCCAAACAAGGAGAGUCAUACCAAGCCAAUCCUUGCUAGCUCAAUCGUUGAUUAACUUUUUGGAGAGGAGAUUGAAAGUCUUGGAGCUGAGAAAGAUAGAUAUAGAAUUGAGGACAAGCAUUUCAAGACUCUCCUUAACAGAAUUUCUCAGGAUUUAAAGAUUGAGAGAACUCAAAUAGUUGACUUCGAGAUUAAUGUGAUUGACUCCCAGCCAUCAUAACUUGUUGGUCUUCACAAAGAGUUCAUUUCAUCUCCCAGACUUGACAAUCUCGGAUCAUCUCUCGUCUCUCUUGAUGCUAUCAUCGAAGCUAAUCAAAACUAGAAAGAUAAUGCAGAGGUGUCUAUGAUUAUGCUAUUUGAUCAUGAGGAAAUAGGAUCAACAUCAACUCAAGGAGCAGAUUCAAACAUGGCAGCUGUAAUCACUCAAAGAAUCUUCGAAUCACUCUCCCCACAACUUAGAAUGAGUGACUACCAAAGAUCAAUGAGAAGAAGUUUCCUUCUCUCAGCUGAUAUGGCUCAUGGUCUUCACCCCAACUACUCAGACAAGCAUCAACCACAACAUGCACCCAAAAUCCACGAGGGUAUUGUUAUUAAGACUAAUGUCAACCAAAGCUAUGCUACUGAUACAGUCAGUGCUACAAUUAUUAGAGAGUUAGCAGCUAAGGUUGGAGUUCCCAUGCAAGAUUUCGUAGUUAGAAACGACUCUCCUUGCGGUUCCACCAUUGGUCCAAUGAUGGCUGCUAAUGCUGGCAUUAAAACCUGUGAUAUUGGAGCUCCAAUGCUAGGCAUGCAUAGUAUCAGAGAGACUUGCGGAGUCAUUGAUCUAGUCUACUACCGCAAAUUGUUCCUUUCAUUCUUGGGUGACUACUCAACAGUCUCUAAUUCUCUACUCUCAGAAUGA